Messenger RNA from Varanus komodoensis (Komodo dragon), 1737 nucleotides. Its product is annotated as small integral membrane protein 10-like protein 2A. The transcript has 6 exons. Lineage: Eukaryota; Metazoa; Chordata; Lepidosauria; Squamata; Varanidae. The record is from RefSeq and is a predicted model, not a curated record. Gene Ontology annotation, cellular component: nucleus. The coding region runs from base 166 to 1653 and encodes 495 amino acids. Gene Ontology annotation, biological process: negative regulation of transcription by RNA polymerase II; protein dephosphorylation. Gene Ontology annotation, molecular function: STAT family protein binding.
CCCGCUCGUACGGGCUCUUCUGCAAGGGGCUGACCCGCACGCUGCUCAUCUUCUUCGACUUGGCCUGGAAGCUGCGCAUCAACUUCCCCUACCUGUACAUCGUGGCGUCCAUGAUGCUCAACGUCAGGCUACAGGUUCAUAUUGAGAUUCAUUAACUCAUGACCUAUGCUGCAGCUAAAGGGAAUUCCACCAUAUACUGUGGCUCAGUACAGUGCGGGGCUGGAAGACAGACGAGUGAUGCAUUUAUCUUGUAUUGAUACGGAACAGGAAGGUGAUUUAGGACAUGAGCAAUUGCGUAAAAAUGCCCUAAAUCAGAAGAAUGAGGAUUUUCAUCUUCCAAAUAUCCGUUCAUUAGACAACAGCACUCAUGUGAAUGAUAAUGAUUUGCAAAAGGAGUUCUUCUCUCUCAAGAUCAGGAAUUGUACUCUAUUUAAAGCUGUCCCACUGCCUCAUAUUGGCAAAAAAAUGCCACCAUAUCUGAGCGAUACAGCAAAUGGAGCGGCAUUCUCCAAGGAAUCUCUCGGUCUGCUUUUUUCUCCAGAAAGUGAUCCUUUUGAGAAGAUCUUUAAUAGCUUUGAUAGCACCGUGGUAACUGGCUGGCUGCAGAGAGCCCACAACUUCAUUAGCAAAAUGGGUUUAUGGAGUCUCUCUGGUGACAACUUUGUACGCUUUGCACAUUUCUGGCUGUCUGAACUCCAGGAUAAUCAAAAGCAGCAACUGUUGGAACUGGAAAUGGGGGUUAUCGAAGAUGAAGUCCGCCUUGCUUUCCUUGGGGGAUCAGACUCCAAGAAAUUCCCGCCUUCUGACUUGAAUUGCGUUCUUGCGGCUGCAUUGAGUGAAUAUCCCACGGGACUAGUAAACAACCAGAACCCAUUCAUUUUUCUUGACUGCUUAAACCUCAUGUCUUCAGCAAAUACACCUGAGUAUAAGGAAAUGCUUUCAAGUAUACAGUGCGCAACCAAGAAUCCUCAGAUAGCCCAGUGGUUACUAGCUAUGCGAGCAUUUGCACUUGCAAGUCUCUGGCUUGCAAUAGUGAAGUUCUAUGAGACAUUGGUCAAAACCCAGCUCUCUUCUGAAGAACCUAUCAAGAGUUCUGUUUCUGCUGCUAGAAAGCAAUCCAGUGAAGUGGUUAAAGAAAGGGCUCUACAGGCUGUCCAGCUGGGAUAUACAGAUGUCUUGGAUUAUCUUUUUAGAAACCAGAAGCUUGAUUUUGGUGUUGUGGAUGAAAAGAACAGAAAUCUUCUAUUUUUAGCCAUUAUAUAUGAUCAGUCUAAGAUUUUGGACUAUUUUCUUGAACUGGCCCUUCCAGUACCUGAUGUGAACCAAGCAGCAGAAAAUGGAAACACACCACUUCAUGCUGCUGUAAACACGGGGAAGAUGCACCUUGUCUCUUUGCUCUUGCAUUACCCUGGAAUUAAUGUGAACGUCCCAAAUCCGCAGUGUUAUGGAGCAACUGCUCUACAUUUCGCUAUUGCUUAUGGGCAUAUGGGAAUUUGUUAUUUAUUGCUGAAUGCCUCCGCUGAUGUAGAAAGUCCCAUGGGAAGGCUAACACCUUUGCAACUCUCCGAAAUGUCCGGGAAUGAAACCAUAACUAGUCUUAUACAAAUGUACGUAAAAAAAAACAAGCUUGAAAAUAAAAUGUUAAAUUCCUGAUUUAAUUGAAGAAGAUUCUCUGCACAUUUUGAAAUAAAUGCAUUCUAAUUUUUGUAUUAAAACUUAUACCCAUCCAAACACAAA